Molecule: messenger RNA, 3963 nt
Organism: Fusarium poae
Lineage: Eukaryota; Fungi; Ascomycota; Sordariomycetes; Hypocreales; Nectriaceae
Exons: 4
Coding region: 1-3963 (1320 amino acids)
Biological process (GO): potassium ion homeostasis; potassium ion import across plasma membrane; chloride ion homeostasis
Cellular component (GO): membrane
Molecular function (GO): potassium:chloride symporter activity
Source: RefSeq, a predicted model, not a curated record
AUGGCAACGCCUCACCAGUCGGAUGUCAAGGGAGUUGACAAUGGGGGAGAUCGUCACCGAAACAGCACAUCAGAGUCUCCUGGUAGACGAGUCUCGGUCACGAUGGACUCACGCCACAGCCACAGCAACAAGUUGGGCAGCAUAUCAGGUGUUUACAUCCCUGUUUUUCUCAAUAUCAUGAGCAUUCUCAUGUUUUUGCGCUUUGGCCUCAUCAUUGGGAAAAUCGGGUUUGUGGGCAUCCUCGGUUUGCUUGUCACUGCCUACUCUAUCGACCUGUUGACGACACUCUCACUGUCUGCCAUCGCUUCCAAUGGCGAAGUCAAAGGUGGUGGUGCCUAUUACCUCAUCUCGAGGUCCCUGGGUCCCGAGUUUGGUGGUUCUAUCGGCAUUCUCUUCUAUCUUGCUCAGGUCCUCAACGCAAGCAUGAACGUUGUUGGUCUCAUUGACUGCAUCCGACUGAAUCUGGGACCAGCUUUCCCCGAAGGAUAUUGGACUGGCUACUUCCUCCAGACGGCUGCUUUACUCCUUUGCACUGGCCUCUGCUUCCUAGGAUCUGCUACUUUUUCGAGGGCGUCCAACGCUUUGCUUGCAAUCCUAAGCUUGGCCAUCGUCAGCAUCCCCGUCUCGGCUAUCUUCAAGACUCCCUUCCGUGAUGAGGAUCUUGGUAUUCACUUCACUGGGCCCAGCCUUGAUACCCUGACUGAUAACUUUCUCCCUCAUUUAAGUAGCCCUCACUUCAAAGGCCUUGAGACAUUCCGUGAUCUAUUUGGCAUUCUCUUCCCGGCUACUUCGGGUAUCUUUGCAGGUGCAUCCAUGUCUGGCGAUCUCAAAGACCCUAGCAGAUCGAUCCCUCACGGAACGUUAUGGGCCAUGUUGACAACAUUUAUCAUCUAUUUCAUCGUGAUCCUUUCUCUGGCUGCAAGCACCACCCAUGACUCCUUCUUGGCCAAUGACAAUGCCAUCUCACUCAUCAAUCUAUCUCAGCCUGUGAUCCUCGCAGGUGAAUGUGCAGUUACCUUCUUCUCGGCUUUGAUGGGUCUCAUUGGUGCUUCUAAGCUGUUUCAGGCUUUCUCAAGGGACAAACUUCUUCCUGGUCUUGGGUUCUUUAGCAAAGGCACCAAGCAUGGAGAUGAACCUAUAUAUGCUUUACUCUUAACCUAUGUCAUUGCACAACUGGCACUCUUUGCUGAUCUCAACCAGAUCGCCACCUUCAUCUCGAUGGGUUACCAGAUGACAUUUUUCGUCAUGAACCUCGCGUGCUUCCUCCUCAAAAUUGGAUCCGCACCCAACUUCCGCCCGAGCUUCAAGUUCUUCACCUGGCAGACCGCGUUUGUUGCCGGUAUCUUGUCCGGGUUUGCUAUGUUCUUCAUCGACGUAACCUAUGCCGCAGUGGCUGUUACAGUGCUCGUCCUGCUCUUCUUGCUCAUUCAUUACCUGAGCCCCCCUAAACACUGGGGUGAUGUGAGCCAGAAUCUAAUUUAUCAUCAAGUGAGGAAGUAUCUGCUACGUCUCAGGCCAGAACACAUCAAGUUCUGGAGGCCACAUAUUAUACUGCUCAUCAAUAAUCCGCGUCGACAAACCAGGUUGAUUCAAUUUUGCAACUCGCUCAAGAAAGGCUCACUAUAUAUACUUGGACAUGUCAUUGUGACCGAUGAUUUCAACUCUGGUGUCCACGAGGCUAGGCUCCAGCAGCACGCCUGGACAAAAUAUAUCAACGAGUUCUCCAAGAUCAAGGCUUUUGUGCAACUCACAAUGUCUCCCACAAUCACCUGGGGCAUUCGAAACUUGAUACUAUCAGCUGGACUCGGAGGUAUGCGUCCAAAUAUUGCUGUUCUUGGCUCCUACAACAUGGAAGAAUUACGAAAGUCCAACCCGAGACUACGCGUGCCUGAUGUUCCCGUCUCUUUCUCGAGGCAAAUGCAACGCCCACCAAAGUCCAACGGUAAGGCUCCUGAGAGGCCUCGAAGGCGGCGAGGAGAUACAUCAGCCAGACUUAUGGAGGGCAUACUCCCAACCGAUGUCAUUCGUACGGAGAAUAUGAUGUCGCCAAAAGAGUAUUUGACUAUUUUAGAAGAUCUUGCCCUUCGGUAUCGACUCAAUAUCGCAGUGGGUUGUGGCUUCGAUGCUCUAGAAACACCCAGAAAAGAUGGUAACAACACCAAAAAGUACCUUGAUUUGUGGCCGAUUCAGAUGUCUGCUGAAGUGACAUCUGAUGGUAAGAGCUUGCUGACUACGAAUUUUGACACAUACACUCUUAUUCUUCAACUCGGGCAUAUUCUACAUAGCGUCCAGGUCUGGAAGCAAGUAUAUACGCUACGAGUUAUGGUGUUUGUGGAAUACGAAAGCGAAGUACACGAAGAGCAUGCUAGGGUACUGGCACUUCUUGAAAAACUGCGAAUUGAUGCAGAAGUCAAUGUUUUCUGCUUAUCUUCGGGCGAUUUGAAUACUUACGAAAUCAUUGUCAACGGUGUUAGCCAUGACAUAGACUGGGAAAUCGUCGUAAAUGACACACUUCGAAAUGAAGAAUGGUGGGACGAUGUUCAGAUGUACCGAGGGCGCGCAGACAACAUGUCUUCAACUCAGGAGCUCGACCAGCUCGAACAGAUUUAUGAUUCGACAUCUGGAAGACCCGGCUUGUAUAACCCCCAUGAGGAGAUAUAUGAGCGUCGACGUGCAAGCACAACGGAUGUUCCCGAGCUGCCACGACGGCCGGCUAUUCGGAUGCUGUCCAAGAUGGGUGUCAGCAUGGGGAUCCAUACACACCAUCUCCCAGACGACGCAUUGGACGAAACAAGUAGCGAGGACGACGAAACAGAAGAUUCCCCGACAGAUCUUAUUGAAGACGAGGAGAUGGGGUACAGCUCUGUGUUAGAGCACGACGCCAACGACGAGGCCAGCAUCGGCCCGAGUGACUCGGUGCAUCAACCAUUGCUGGUGGGUGGGGACUCUCAUGAUGAGGACGGCAGAGUUCGCGGUGACUUUUGGGAAAGGUUUGGCCGGCGUCCCAAGUCUGACACCGUUGCAGAUACCGUCGGUACAUCGUACGGUACAAUGUCAUCGUCUGCAACGGUAAAGGGUGUUGGGGGAGCCCAAACUUCUCAGCAAACAGAUGAGCGGCCACACCAAAGCAGCACAGACUCUGCCCCUGCAGAUAUUCCCUCUCUCGUCUCACGAGAUUCACUAGGACCUACUGCCGCAUAUUCUCGUACACGUCCGGCAAGCCCUUCGCGUGAAGACACUGUACGCCCAUACCGCGGUGGUACGACAACACCAGGAAGACCGACUCUCUCAAGACAAUCCUCGGCCGUGAAGUUCUCUAGUCGCCCGGUCCCCGAGACAAAGAUUGUCGCAUCGGAGGCGGAAGGAUCCACGAUCAGCUUUGCGCCGCCUUCUAGUACAGAUUCAGAAACACCAAAAGCCGGGCCGUAUCGACCGAGCUAUUCAAGGCAGUCUUCUCUAGGCAACUAUCCGAGCAAGUCUCGGCCCAGCACACAAGUAACGUCUGGCGAGAACGAUGGCAAGAAAAUCUCUUUUGCAGAGCAACCAGAUUACGAGCCAUAUUCGGCCAAUCAUUCUCGGUUUCAAUCACGACGUAGUUCUCGGGGGUCUGCACAGUACGGAGGCGAUUCUUGUGAUCAAAUACCCGAAAUGCUCGAAAGAUAUCGAUUAAGCUCUCACCUAGAGGAGGAAGCGCAGGAACUAGGUUUCACGCCCCAGGGCUUAGAGCUGUCAUUCAACGAGCUGCCAAGCAGAGCUCAACACCUCAUUGUUAACGAAUUGAUACGUCAACAUUCCAAGGAUACUGCUGUGCUGCUCAGCACCCUUCCUAUUCCUACGGAGGGCACUUGCUUGGAUGAUGCGGCAACAAUACAGUAUUUGUCUGAUGUCGAGGUGCUUUGCAAUGAGCUACCACCAACACUGUUGGUGCUCAGCAACAAUAUGACAGUGACUGUCAAUCUUUAG